Triplophysa rosa is the source of this 1992-nucleotide messenger RNA. It is a transcript of the gene lgalsla, whose product is annotated as lectin, galactoside-binding-like a. The record is from RefSeq and is a predicted model, not a curated record. The coding region runs from base 114 to 614 and encodes 166 amino acids. Gene Ontology annotation, molecular function: carbohydrate binding. Lineage: Eukaryota; Metazoa; Chordata; Actinopteri; Cypriniformes; Nemacheilidae. The transcript has 5 exons.
UACACCGUCCGACUGCAAUAAACACACACGAGCACAGCAGUGUCCGAACCGCUCUCGAGCCGAACCCUGUCUAACCCAUUGACCGGGCUUCCCAUGCGGAUCUGUCGUGUAAAAUGGCGGAGUUGAGCGCCGUCCGACGGGAACUUAAAAACAGAAACCUAAGCAGUUCUAUUGGAGACCCUAACUGUACGUCGCCCCAGAAAAAUGAGCAGAACCUGGCUGUGCCGUUCUGCGGAGGCAUACGGGAUGGACUACGGUCUGGAAAGAAAAUCACCAUCAUGGGUGUCGUAAACCCAGACCCGGACAGUUUUGACAUUAGUCUGACCUGCGGUUGUGGGGACGUGGCUCUGGACAUGUGCGUACGUUUCGAAGACCGUGAGAUUUUACGCAAUGCCUGCGUUUCCGAUGCCUGGGGUGAAGAGGAGAGGUCGAUACCGUAUUUCCCCUUCAUGGCAGAGCAGUCUUUCAGGAUUGAGAUCCACUGCGAGCACCCGCGGUUUCGCGUGUUGGUGGAUGGUCAUCAACUCUUCGACUUCUAUCACCGUGUGACACCGAUUACGGCCAUCGACACCAUACAGAUCAGUGGCAGUGUGACCAUCACCAAGCUGAACUGAGGAGAGACACACGUCUGGUGCUUCAGUUUAAAAGGAGCUUUUACACCAGCCGAUCCAUCGAGAAUCUGGGCUUGAACAUUAAAGACCACACACAGCCUCUGUGAUCCACCCUGUACAGAGGAACAUUCCAGAUUCGCACAAUUUCUAGAAUGUAUGGACCUAAUGAAUCGUACUUUAGUUUUGUUCUGUAUAGAUUUCUUUUUUAAACCCUUCAAGAGGUUUUCUCAUAUUCGUUUUAUGGACGUCAAAACCGUCGGUAACAAGUUGAUGAAGUUAAAGUGAGUUGGUAUCAUUCUUGUACUGAAAUAUUUAUACUUCCUGCCUGUACAAAUCAAUGUUGUUUUCAAUGAUGAUAAAACAGUCCAGAUAGAGAACUUAGUUGGGUGGAUUGACCAAACUCAACGUAAAAAUGUCUUCAUUAACUAGAGAGUGUUUACAGUCUUUACAUUUGUUUAUUUAAAAUGUACUGCCUUGUUUGACUACCAUCAGUCAAUGAAAAGCUAUACGUGCUCAGGAGAAAGAGUUUUAUUUAUUUCUGACAUAAUAAGGAUGGUUUGAGAGUUAUGUACAGUGAUAUUACAUCAAUAGUGACAUUUUACAAUCCACGUUGUUUUUGUUAAGCACUCGUCCUUAAAACAAUGCAUUGUUGUUUGGUUUUGUUAAACUGAAAAAAAGUGUGAUAGUGUAGAGAUUUUUUGUGCAGUUAUUACUUGAGACAAGCAUAAAAAAUCAGGGAGAAUAUCAUUCCAUAUAAAAUUCCUUGUGAACUUUUUUGUGUGUACUUAUUUAUUGUCAUUGACCAGUGUGGAGUGUACACAUAUUGUGCAACUUUGUUGCCUGUCUUCACAGACAAGACUAAAACGAAAGUUUGAGCUGAAAAUAAAUUGCCCUGACAUAUCUGAAAAUAUGUCAUUGCAAUUGUUUUGUCUCAAGAUGCACACCAGUAAUAUUUUUAUCUAAGGCAUUUUAAUAAAAGCGUCUUAAAUAUCCUAAUUUAACUAAGGCAUAGUCCUGGCUUAAGCCAAGCCUUGUUUGUGAAACCGGGCCUGUAUCUCUAUCCCUAUGUUUCCCUGUUGGUUUCCUUAUCUUAACUCAGCUUCCUGAUGCUACUGUAUAUAGCGCUUGUUCUUCUUGCUGUUUUAUUUGGAUUUCAUCCAGAAAUACUAUUAUGUUAACAUUUACACGGUACCAUUAUUGUAAUAUUUUAGGUACUUAUUUAUUUAUAUAAACAAUGGGUUUAUAGCUUUGGUUUAGUAGUGUAUUUACAGAUGAACAAGUGAUAUUGUUUUUUGUUAAAUGUUUACCUUUUAAAAUAUGUACAUUUCUUGAGUUAUUUAUCCCUGUAGUUUAUAAAAAUAAGAUCUAUAAAACGUUUACA